Molecule: messenger RNA, 972 nt
Organism: Salmo salar (Atlantic salmon)
Lineage: Eukaryota; Metazoa; Chordata; Actinopteri; Salmoniformes; Salmonidae
Source: RefSeq, a predicted model, not a curated record
AUGAAGGAACGUCACCGUGACUACAUGAAGGAACGUCACCGUGACUACAUGAAGGAACGUCACCGUGACUACAUGAAGGAACGUCACCGUGACUACAUGAAGGAACGUCACCGUGACUACAUGAAGGAACGUCACCGUGACUACAUGAAGGAACGUCACCGUGACUACAUGAAGGAACGUCACCGUGACUACAUGAAGGAACGUCACCGUGACUACAUGAAGGAACAUCACUGUGACUACAUGAAGGAACGUCACCGUGACUACAUGAAGGAACGUCACUGUGACUAUGGCUACAUGAAGGAACGUCACCGUGACUACAUGAAGGAACAUCACUGUGACUAUGGCUACAUGAAGGAACAUCACCGUGACUACAUGAAGGAACAUCACCGUGACUACAUGAAGGAACAUCACCGUGACUACAUGAAGGAACAUCACCGUGAAUACAUGAAGGAACGUCACCGUGACUACAUGAAGGAACAUCACCGUGACUACAUGAAGGAACGUCACCGUGACUACAUGAAGGAACAUCACCAUGACUACAUGAAGGAACGUCACUGUGACUACAUGAAGGAACGUCACUGUGACUACAUGAAGGAACGUCACUGUGACUACAUGAAGGAACGUCACCGUGACUACAUGAAGGAACGUCACUGUGACUACAUGAAGGAACAUCACCGUGACUACAUGAAGGAACGUCACCGUGACUACAUGAAGGAACGUCACCGUGACUACAUGAAGAAACGUCACCGUGACUACAUGAAGGAACGUCACUGUGACUACAUGAAGGAACAUCACUGUGACUAUGGCUACAUGAAGGAACAUCACUGUGACUAUGGCUACAUGAAGGAACGUCACCGUGACUACAUGAAGGAACAUCACUGUGACUAUGGCUACAUGAAAGAACAUCACUGUGACUACAUGAAGGAACAUCACUGUGGCUACAUGAAGGAACAUCACUGUGACUACAUGUAG